Messenger RNA from Bathycoccus prasinos, 1317 nucleotides. Its product is annotated as Protein farnesyltransferase, alpha subunit/protein geranylgeranyltransferase type I, alpha subunit (ISS). Lineage: Eukaryota; Viridiplantae; Chlorophyta; Mamiellophyceae; Mamiellales; Bathycoccaceae. The record is from RefSeq and is a predicted model, not a curated record. Gene Ontology annotation, cellular component: cytoplasm. The transcript has a single exon. Bases 1 to 1317 code for a protein of 438 amino acids.
AUGAUGAUGGGACAACAACAAGGCGAAGAAGACAAAGAAGAAGAAGAAGAAGAAGGAGUAGGAGGAAAAGACGACGACAAGAAUGAUUUUGAUGGCAAAGAACUCGCGUCAGAGUUACUCAGAAUCAUCUCCUCGGAUUUCUCUUUAAACGAGCUGGCGUUUGUGCCUCCGUGGAAGCAUUUGAGAGAGUUGUUAGGGGAAAAGUUUGCCGACGAUGAAGAAGACGAAAACGACCGAAAGCGGUUAAAGUUGUUUUAUCGCUCGUUUUGCGUCCGAGAACAUAAACUGGCGAUUAACGCGCACGUUAUAGUGCCCGUAUUAAACUACGUGUAUUCUCAGUUGAGGAGGAAAAAGGACGAAAAGAAUGACGAUGAUGCCUUCUUGGAUGAUGAUUUGAAAGUACUUUUAUGCGUGCUCACUGGCGACAGUUUAUCCGGUUGGAACGUGAGAAAAAGAAGAGUCUUGGAAGCGUUGGAAAAGGACGGUGACACGACGAGUGAUGAUCAAGAGAAGAAUAGGAUGAAAGAGAUGGAACGAGAAAUGAUGUUUGCCACGUUCGUACAAACAAAGUUUCCAAAGUCCACGGCGGCGUUUGCGCACAGAAGGUGGGUGAUUAUGACGUGUUGUUUUCACGGAGGAGGCUGCGCGGAGAGAAGGAAUCACCUAAUACCAAGGAACGCGCGAAGGGAUACGACGAUGUUAUCAUUAUUGUUAUUAAAUAAUGUAUACAAACGAGAAACUCUCGCGUGCGAACAAACGUGUCGACGGAAGCUGAGCAAUUACGCCGCGUGGUCGCACAAGUUGUUCGUCUUUGAACUCGUCCAUGUGAAGCAAAACGUGAACGAACCGGAUGAGCUCUUGGAACGGGCGAAGAGCGUCUUGCGAGAAUCAGAAACAAACAUUUCUUCCUCCGAUCCGAGCGCGUGGCAUUUUCGACGCGCAGUAAUUCGCUCAGUUUACGAUCGACUACUUCACUACGAUGCAGUGAAGAAGAGAUUCUUCGAUGAAGUGAUCGUUAACGAAUUCCGUUUCGUGCGCGAAAAGAUUGCGGCGUUUCGCGGACGGGAAACGCUAUGGCACCAUCGUAAAACGGUGUUGGCGCAUGUGCUCCUCAAAUGCUCUGACGACGACGUUCGAAACGAAAUCGUCGCGGAGGAAAUAGAGUUUGCGAUAAAUAAUAAUAAUGAGGCAGACGAAAUCAAAGUGCGAGACGUGCCGUGGGCGACAAAGUACGAAGACGGGGAUGAAGCUCGCCUUCUUGCAUCCUUUAGUAAAUACGUGUGUACAAUAUUUAGUCGCUUUUGCAAAAAGUUAUAG